AUGCUACAAAGCUUUAUAACCGGUUUCCCCAAGCGUUGCCGGGCAUUAAAGCGGUUUAGCGGGAUACCUGUAUUUCGUUGGAAAAACCGCGUUUUCAUGGCUUUUCAAAUCGUUGGGAUAAAAGCUUGUAUAUUAAAGCUAGCUGCAGCAGGAAAUUGGGCCCAACCGGUAGCUUACGGUAUCCCGUUAAACCGCUUUAAUGCCCGGCAACGUUUGGGGAAACCGGUUGUAAAGCUUUAUAACAUUCGAAAAAAUGGCUAUAAAUGUUAUUUUUUGUAUUUAAUUAUGUAA
Molecule: messenger RNA, 291 nt
Organism: Gaeumannomyces tritici R3-111a-1
Lineage: Eukaryota; Fungi; Ascomycota; Sordariomycetes; Magnaporthales; Magnaporthaceae
Exons: 5
Coding region: 1-291 (96 amino acids)
Source: RefSeq, a predicted model, not a curated record